Molecule: messenger RNA, 1237 nt
Organism: Orussus abietinus
Lineage: Eukaryota; Metazoa; Arthropoda; Insecta; Hymenoptera; Orussidae
Product: thioredoxin domain-containing protein
Exons: 6
Coding region: 106-999 (297 amino acids)
Source: RefSeq, a predicted model, not a curated record
GGUGGAAUGUGUAAACUGUAUUAUCCAUAGCGAUGCUUGAAUUUCCCAACGUUGGCAUAUUUGACGUGUGAGAACCUGAGCGACGACUCUUCGUAUAAUUUAAAUAUGUUGCGAUUAAUAAUUGCAAUUACAAUUUUAUUCUCCGGAAUAAUCGCAUCUCCCCUGGAAACGGUAACAGACGAUGAUCUUAUGAAUCUCAUACAAAAUGAAAAAUAUGUGGUCGUGUUGUUUACAAAAGAGAAUUGCGAGCAGUGCGAUAAUUAUGAGAAUGAGAUGAUUCACUUGCGAGAAGAUCUAGUCGAUUCCAUAAAUGCUUAUGUCGUUAAAGCUGUGAGUAGUCAGUUGCUCCGACUUUACACCAUAAGCCAAGAACCGGCGUUGGUAUUUUUCAGGCAUGGAAUUCCGCUUCUAUACGACGGACGUCUAAACGAUGAAGAUAUAUUAACCAUGUUCACUGAGAAUAAAGAACCGUUGGUAAAAGAACUAACGGAUGAGACGUUCGAACAUUUAACCCAAGCAAGUAGCGGAGCAACUACCGGGGAUUGGUUUGUGCUGUUUUAUACCCCGAGCUGCAUAGAAUGUCAGCGACUCGGAGCUAGAUGGGAAGCAGUGGGUGCAAAGUUAAAACAGAGAGUGAACGUAGCUCGUGUGAAUAAAUAUACAACGGGAGCAUCUACAGCUAGGAGAUUCAAUGUCGUCGACGUACCAGAAUUUAUAUUAUUCAAACAGGGAAAAAUGUAUCGCUACCAAAUUCCAAAGUAUGACGUGAGCUCAUUUGUGUCAUUUGCUAGGGAUUGGUAUAAAAAUGCUCGCAGCGAGAGAGUUCCCGUGCCUCAAAGUCCUUUCGAUGACUUUACGCAGAUAAUAGCGAACUUCCUUCGUGAUAACCCUUGGGUAAUGAAACUUGGUAGUAUCACAAUUGGCGUGUUCGUUAUCGUUUCGGUUGCAUCUAAAUUAAGACGCAAAUCUGAGCCAUCACAGCAGAAGAAAGAAAAAUAAAGGUACAUUUCUUUUCCAAAAAAUCCAUGUAUAUAUUUUAUCGGCAGUAAGAGUGGGAUUUUCCGUGCGUAAAUUGUGCCACGAUUGGGAUUGAAUCGAGAAUUACACACUAUCGGGGAAACGUAUUGUUAAUAAAUACUCCUUGUACAAAUAUAUAUUUCCUUUUUUAUCGAUCGGUGAAAGGACUUUAAGUAGAUUUUUAAAAAGCGUACAAUAAACUCUGGCUGUGUAGUUUGAA